Volvox carteri f. nagariensis is the source of this 8766-nucleotide messenger RNA. RefSeq lists its product as uncharacterized. Bases 1 to 8766 code for a protein of 2921 amino acids. Gene Ontology annotation, molecular function: ATP binding; protein kinase activity. Gene Ontology annotation, cellular component: cytoplasm. NCBI's taxonomy places the organism in Eukaryota, Viridiplantae, Chlorophyta, Chlorophyceae, Chlamydomonadales, Volvocaceae. The record is from RefSeq and is a predicted model, not a curated record. The transcript is spliced from 21 exons. Gene Ontology annotation, biological process: protein phosphorylation.
AUGUCUACCGAGGAGCACCAGGUCAACCUGUAUGCUCGUUACGAACAGCGGCUGCUAUCGGGGAGUCUCUCAAGGCCACAAGUGAUUCCAGCAGUGGUAAUUACCGGCUUCCUUGGAAGCGGCAAGACAACCCUAGUGCAUCACAUACUCCGCAACAGGGGUGACCUGCGCAUCGCCGUACUAGUCAACGAAGUCGGGCAACUGGACGUUGAUUCUCAGCUAGUCAACGCAAAGCAGGGCAAUGCCGCUCUGGGUCUCCCCGCCGUGGACCUCUCCGGCGGCUGCGUGUGCUGCUCCCGAGCUGAAGACCUGGCAGAGGCGCUCAGGACACUCAGAGCGCCGCAUCAGGCCGCUGCUGGUGCUGGUGCUGGUACUGCCGCCGGGACUCGAGGGGGCUGGGGCCUCGGAGGCUGCUCCUCUUCUGCGCCUUGCGACUACCUGCUCGUUGAGACGUCGGGGGCUGCUGAUGCGGGCCCCCUGGCGGAGGCGCUGGUGGCGGGUGGCUUCCGACUGGAUGCGGUGGUGGCGGUGGUGGAUGCGGAGGCGGGCAGGGAGGCGCUCGCGCUCCCGGUGGGCCGGGCACAGAUCACCAGCGCGGACGUGGUGGUGCUGAACAAGUGUGAUCUUGUGUCGCCCGGGAUGGGGCCGGGGCAAGGCGGAGGUGGAGGUGGUGGUUUAGGAGCGCUGGCGGACAUGGAAGACUUGAUUGCGGAGAUGGCGCCGGGAGUACGGAUUGUACGAGCGCGGUACGGCGAGGUUCCACUGACUGCCGUACUUGACGUGGAGCCCGUGGGCCCGGGUGACGGCGACACUACCAGCGGCUUCGUGACUGCCGUAACGGCAGCGGCGCCGGCGCCGCCGACUGCGGUUAGUGGCAGCGGCGGCGACGGGGGUCCCCGUACGGCUGAGGGCAUGGCGUCGUUGCGGGUGGUGGAGGGGCCCUGCAGUCUGGGGGCGUUUGCGGCCUUCGUACUGGAGCACCUGGUUCCGGAGCCAGCCCUGCUGCGCAGCAAGGGCGUGUUGUGGUUCGGGGGGGAGCGGCGGCUCCACCGCUUCAUCUUCCACCUCAGUGGUCGCCGCCGAGUGGACCUGGCGCAGGAGGGGCCGUGGGAGUCUCCACCUGCCUCGCAGCUGGUGCUCAUAGGCACGGAUGCGGCGGCAGUGAGGCGGCUGAAGGAAGCCUUCAUGAAGAAGGUCGCAGUAACUGCAGCAGCAGCAACAACAACACCCGCCAGGCCAUUGGCGUCCAUCAAAGCGAUGGAUGAAGGCUUCCGACGUGGCGGGGAUGCUAGUGAUGAGGGGCGUCGUGAAGGUGGUGGCGGCGGUGCGGUGGUGGUGGCGGCAGAGGCGGCGGCUGCGACUGGCGGCGGGGUUUCGGAGCUGCUAGCGGCGGCGGCCGCGUGCAUUGAGGCGGAGGAUAGGUUGGAGCUUCUGGGCUGUGAGCUCUGGGGGGAAGUGGCGGCGGCAGCGGCUGAGGUGGCGGUGUUAGUGGAGGCGGGCGGCACGGAAGGUGGCGGCGCUAGUGGCAACGGCGGCGGCGGCGGCCGAGGACGCGGUGGUGGUGUGCUGCUGCAUUUUACAACACUUGGAUCACCCCUCCACGGCAUCAACGCGGAGAGUCUCAACGAGGAGCUGAUGCGGAGGGCCAAUACGAGCGGGCGACUGCUGCUGGUGGCGGUGACGGCUCCAGGGAAGGUCAGCUCGGUCACCCACAUGCAGUCCAGGGACAGCCUUGCCGACGCCCAGGAGCAGGCGACACUGUGUGUGAAGAGCUUUGCGGGGCCUCUAUUGCGCAAGGCCUACGCCCACCCGCGCACCGUCGCGGGCUUGCAGUACCUGCCCAACGAAGCGCCCCUGCACUCACGCAAGAUUAGCAUUCAUCACGCGCAACAAAAGGAGGUGCAAUUCGCGAGCAGUAAAAGCUGUGGAAUUGACAUAGAAAUGCGCUUCCGCAGCUGCGUAAUACAGUUCCCCAUUCAGCGGGCAGACUGGCCGGGCCGCAUCGCAACAGGCGCUGCAACACACACGCUGCCGAGCGGUGCUGCGCUUCCCAGCCCCUUCCUGCUCGCCUUCACGACGCACGCCUCGGUUUCGCGGCUGUUGUCGGAUGUGGGUUCAACGUCCGUUCAACCCCUUGCUGCCGGCGGCCAUGCGGCCGGCGGCUGUAGCAGCUCCCCUUUGGGAACAAUAGCAAUGAGCAGUAGCGCCCCCAGCGGUCAACUUCAUACCCAUCGUGUCCUUCUCCACGGCAACCGUUCGGGUUCCGGAGCUGCUUCAUAUCUUGGUUCUCUCGGUUCCGGAGCCGCCGGCGGCAUGCUGAGUGGGGACAGCGUGGAUCACACAACGCCCCGAGACGCUCUUUUCAAUCUGACGAGGCUGAACGGUACGAUUGACCGCGACAUCGACGGUGAGCUGUCGACGGUUGGUUCCAUGAACAGUACGACACAGUAUCCGCUGCCGUUUCUUGGCUCCAAAACCAGCGGCCUCAUAGAGGAAGGCGGUGUUGGGUUCACCGAGUUGAUGAAAGGCGCUGCCUGGUGCAAUCCCGGCGCCACGACGCCGGCAAUGGCAGGCGCGGGGGUGGACUCUAUUAUGAGCGGAGCUUGUCGUACCGUCGGCAGCGCCGACGGCACAGCCGGCGGCGACUUUUACACCGCUAGCGGCGGCGCUGGAGUGUACGGCAGUUUCCCUCUCAGCAGAGCUGUUUGUGACGCUCCUGGCACGUCGUACUAUCCGCUGCUGAGCACAUCUCACGUCAGGGAAGCUGGCGGCGAAGGCCCCUACCCACCGGCUCUCCUGGACGGGUCUACUGACUUGCUGCUUCCAGCAGCUGGGGGCCCCGGGAACCCCGGAGGAGGUCGGAGCCCCGGGCGGGCUGACGGCUGGGUUCCGGCCUGUCGACACAGUGCCUCGGGUACUGGCGCCGUCCUGUCGACCCCCCCCAGCGAUACGCCGAUACAGCUGUCACCACUACCCAGGUUCCGACGCACCUCCUGGGGCCGCAUCCGAUCCCUGGGAGUCAGGGCCGGCAUCUCCUCGCUGACUCAGGUUCCAGAAGAGGAUCCCAGGAUUGGCUCGCCAAAGCCACCGCGGGGCAGGGCAGCUCCCCUGAACGCCACCCUGCCGUACUUCUCAGGCCACUCCCGACAGCUGGAACCCAAGGGGCACCUUCAGAAACCCCCUAGGGCCACAACUGACGGCGGCGGCGCCGCGCGCGAAAUCAACAUGCCUACGUGCGGUGCCAUGGCGCGCACGGAGGUCGACGCCGACGGCAACCCCACGGCGGCGACGGCGGCGGCGGCAGAGGCGCAGCCGGUGUCGGCGGCCGUCGGCGCCGCUAUCGCAGCAUUCGACGGUAUUGGCAGUGGCGCGGACGCCGUGUGCCGUACACGGCUAAGCGGCAAUGGCGAUGGCGGAGACGGCGUCAGGAUCAUGCAUGAAUCCGAUGUCGCUGCCGUUGCUACUACUGCUACUACUGCUGCUUUUGCUGCUGCUACAGUUGCAGAAGCAGCAGCAGCAGCUGCUGCUACAAGCGCAUUCUGGGACACCGGCCUGGACCACAACGAAAAUGUCGCCGCGGUCGCCCACCACCCACAGUCCAACGGCGGUACGGAAGAUGGCGCUGCGGAUGUGAUGUGCGCGACAGGGUCGGCCGGCGGCGCAGGAGCGGAUUCCGCCGGAGGCCCCUCCCCCGGUUGCCUUGGCCCUGUCCCGGAAUCAGCCAUCAGCGCCGUUGCAUCGCUGUCCGUGGAGCUGCAGAUGCCGCCUGCCGGGGCAGAGCUCAUCGGCGUUAAGGCUGCGAGAGCGGACUUCGCUUCAGCGGCGGCGGCAUGGGUACAGGGCACGCCGCCGCGGCCGCUGGAACUGCCCCACGGCGCCGCCGCCAGUGCCUCUGCCUCUGCCUCUGCCGCGUCAUGCGGGAUCCGUUCGACCACCAACGCAAGUCUUGGAAGCUUGCAAUCAGCCGCUGAAGGAGGAGGAGGAGGAGGAGGAGGCGGCAGCCGCCGCCGCCUCCUUCCCGACCUUCUCCGCCGCUGCGGCAGCAGCCUCAACGUGAUGGGCUUGCGAAUUAACACGAGCUCCUCUCAAACGGGAGCCAAAGUCAGCUGGCUGAAGCGCGGAAGCAGCGUCAACUCGCCCGCUGCGUCGCCCCAUCAAGGCAUGGCGGGCGGCGGCGGCGGCGGCGGCGGCGGCAGCGGUUGGGCCCUGCGGGACACGGACCUGAGCCGCUUUGACGUCGCCAGCCCCGGAGGGCGCCCCCUGGCUGACCCAGGGUCCCCCACGGGCUCCAUUUUCGCGAGCCCAGUCACGCAGAUUGGCAGCGGUUGUACGACGCCGUACACGCCGCAGUACACGUCGUACACACAACACCCGAUGCACGCAAUGCAGGUGGACCCCUCAGAGGUGGUGCUGGGUAAGCUGAUUGGGCGCGGCUGUGCCGGCCGUGUGCACCGGGGGACCUUUCGCGGUGAGGUGGUGGCGGUCAAGGUCAUCACGCACUGCGAGGCGGCGGCGGAGGACGGCAGCAGCCUCACACCGCUGACGGAGGCGCAGGUUAGGAACCUGGAAAAGGAGGCGGCGUUGGCGUUCGUGCUCAAGCACCCCAACAUCGUCGCUACCUACGCUGCCUUCACGCGAGUCUCCUCGCCAGCGGCCCUCGCCUCGGGCUAUCCCCACUCCCCGGCGUCCAGGAGCUCCUCCCUGCACCCCCCCGGCCCCGCCAGCCACAUCCAGCUGGUGGCUGCACUGGAGCGUGUUAACACCGCGCGAGUUACGCCGUACAGCUCCCCCGUCUUGGGGCACCAGCGUGCGUCUACGGCUUUUGACAGCGUGGCGGCGCCGACGCCGCCGACCCGUUGGUAUCCAUCAUCUCCUAGCUUUCGCGGGGGCGGCGGCGGCGGGAUCGGUUUCGGAGCUGGUAUCGGCAGCAACGGUGGUGGCGGCGGCGGAUUCCCGAGCCCCAUGCCAGGAGGCGUCAGCCGGAUCGUCUCCCGCAUGCCGUCAAGCUUUGCCCGGGUGGCGGGUGGCGGCGACGGAGCCCCGCCGGCGGCAGCGGACGACGACUCCGUCGGCUCUACCGUCACGGCUUCCGGCUCCACCGCCGCCGCCGCCACGCCGAACCGCUCCACGCACGUUGGAACGGCCCCGGCGCUGCUGGCGGUGUGUGCUGGCGGCCCUGGCGGGCUCGGCGGCAGCGCAUGUACGGCACACCGAGUAGGGCCCGUGCGAUGGGAGGUGUUUAUCGUUAUGGAGCUGUGCCCUUGCGGCUCGUUACGGGCCGCUCUGGAUGCUAAAAAGCUCCACAACAAGAAGGGCAUGCCCCACUUGCAUGAGGUGCUGCCGUUGGCCUGGGAGAUCGCCUGUGCAUUGCAGUACCUGCACGCCAACAAUGUCGUACACGGCGACCUGAAGGCCGCCAACGUGAUGUUGUCGGAGGCUCCGCCGCCGCCCAUCGAUGAUCUAGACGCAGCGGCAGCCGCGCGCGCGUCGUUUUUGAGCUCGGCUGCCGGCGGCACCGUUGCUGCCGCCGCCGCCGCCGCCGCCGCCGGCAGCACUAGCAGCCCCAGGCUGGGCUCCCCCCGGCUGCAGCUACGACCCACCUACACUGCCAAGGUGGCGGACUUCAGUCACAGCCACCAAGUGGAGCUGGCCUUGCGGCGGCUGCGGGAGGGGGCUGACGGAUACGCCGGCGACGAUAUGCCGAUGUGGGACGGCGCCACGGGCGGGAUGGCCUCCCCCUCUCACUCGGCUCCGGAGCUGUUCGAUGACGGCGCGAGACCCACUUUUCAGUCUGAUGUAUACGCGCUCGGCGUCGUGCUAUGGGAGCUGUACAGUGGGCACCGGCCGUACGACAAAUGCACGCUGCUGGACGUCAUGGCAUUCAAACGAGCGCGGCGGCACACCUCGGAGAUGCUCGUCAUUCCGGACAGUUGGAUUCCCGAGUACGGCAAGCUAUGCGAGCAGUGUUGGCUGUCGGCCGAGGAGCGCCCCUCCCUGGACGUCAUCGUCACGACGCUCGUCCUAUUGUGUCGGUCUAAGUUGCCGUACAUACAGCUGUGCUACCCCGUGGCUCUCAGCCCCGACGACCCUGACGGCGUCGACGUACUGAUGCCGUACGACGUAAAUGCCAUACCGGCUGUGUCGCUACCGGGUAUGAUUCUGGACUCCGAAGACGACCGGUCAGUUGCCGCGGCGGCGGCGGCGGCGGUGGCGGCAAGUACGAGUCCCGGCAUGCUGGGAGUUCCCAACGGUGUCGGCCACAACGAUCACCCUCGCGGCAGCUAUCCCAGGCCGUACAACCGCCGCGGGUCGUCCUACAUCCAACACGGCACGUCGUACAUGCAUCCCCGGCUGGGACUGUCGCCGUCGCCGUCGCCGAGCUGCGUACGUCCGAGGUCAGUGUUGGAUCUGGCCGGUCGCACAGCCAGCUGCGGCGCUUUAUUACACAACAGACGGCUCGAUGAUGAUGAAGAUGAAGAUGUGUCUCUGGAGCGGGUCCCUCGGGAUCUAUUUGCCACGACGGACUGCGCCGACCUGGCGGCGGCAGCGGCUUCGGCUUCGUACGGGUACCCGUACACGUGCCCGGGCGACGCCGGAAUGUCGCCGUUCAGCACUCGGACAGCGAUGGCAGAGGGCGCCGCUGCUGCCGCCGCCGCUGCUGCCGCCGCCAUCACCGCUGGCACAGCGGCGGCUGGGAUGUUUAUCCCGCCGCCGCCGAUGCCUGGGUGUUCGCAACAUCGCUUAGCGCAGCCAAGCUGUACGACCUACCCCCCGGCGGCGCCGUCGGAGAUGAGAACCGAGGCGGCGGGCAUGGCGGCCGGCAUUGCAGGUGGACCGAUGAUCGACCUGGCCAGUACGGCGACCCGUAGCGGCACCAGCGCCGGAAGCGGUGACGGCGGAGGUGGCGGCGGUACAACAGAGGGUUCCCGUACAACACGGCAACCGUUGGAGGAGAUGUAUAACUCCACCCGCCACAACGCUGCUGCCGCUGACGGCCGCCCGUCAGGUGCAUCCGAGCGGACGGAACAGGGUCUCCGCCAACAGGUCCUCCUGGGCGCUGCGGUCGAAGCCUCCAUAACUGGCGGCAACGGCGGCAGCGGCGGUUGUGGCGGCGUCGGCGGCGGCGGCGGUAGCACUCAGUGCUCAAGUCGGCGGAACCAUGCCACAGUCCAGGAGCUGCCACCAAGCCGCUUGGAGUCCUUGCCAGAAGCCGAGUCCUUACGACUGAUGCCGGGAGAGGGCCCUCCUGGGAGCCCAUCCGCUGGUGCUGGUACGGCAGGUACGGCCGAUACGGCCGGUACGGCCGACACCACCAACCACCCGCGGCCGGUCUGCGCCGGCGGCGCCGCAGCCGCGGCCGCUAGCAGCACUGCUGCCGCCGCCGCCACAGCCGCUAGAGUGACAGCAGGAUCUCCCAUAAACGCUUCAAGGAUUAGCGUUAGUGAUCGCGCACGAGUUGAGGCCACCUUUUUGGUGACUACCCCGAACGGGAUACCGCAAGCGCCGCUUGCGCUGGCACUGCCUGACAGCAGUGCCGCUGCCGCCCCAGCCUUACCAUGCAGCAGCAGCAGCAGCGGCAGCAGCAGCAGCGGCGGGGUCGGCAACGUCGAUCCCUCUGCGGCUGUCAUCACUGCCGUCGCAGCACCCGCCGCCGCGAACCGUGCUGACGGCACCCUGCCGAUUGCUGCCGUCAACGCCACCGCCGGCGCCGCCGGCGCCAGCCCCGCCGCUGGCAGCGGCGCCGCGGAGGAUCUGGGCAGCAGCGGCUUUCCCGUCGUCUCCGUGUCCGGCUAUAACAGCUUGAUCUUGGUGGCCAACGAAUCCACGGAAGCUCGCCGAAAUCUGGAUCCAGAAUCCGCCGCCAUUCCGCCGGAAUCCACCGAACGUAUGCGCCUGGCUUGCUCCGAUUUCCUGGAUGACAACAAGCACGACGAAAAGUACGUACAGCGAUUCUGCAGCAGCGCCUGUAUCACAGAAGCUGGUACCGGCUCAGGUGCACCGCAGGUCGAGCACAGCAGCGCCGGCUUCAUGAUGGCGCGCCGCGCGGGGCUGGGGCUGAGCAUCGGUAGGGGGGCCAGCGUCAUGGGGUCGGCGACGGGGCCUGAACACGUGCGGGGCAACGCCAGCGGCAUUUCCUGCUUGGGCUCUGGACCGCUUCGAAGCAGCUCUUUGGGCGUGGCUGGGCCUCAAUUCGGUGCCGGUGCAGUUCCCGCCGGCGCCAAGUCUUUCCGGGCAAGCCCCAACGGCGGCACCGCCCACGGCGGCGCCAUUUCCGCCAGCUACUUGCCCGACGGUCCCUUCCCAAUAUCUGGCGCCGGUGCCGGAGGCGGAGGCGGCGGUGGAGGCAUCGCCGCCGCCACCGUGGGUGAAGGUGGCGGAGGUGGUCUGCAUGGGGCUUUCACGCCCUACAGCCCGCACACAAUCAGCUAUACCGCCCUGCGACCUUCGGUUGACCGGGCCGGGAUCCUACCGUACGGCAUUGACCUGGCGGUUAUUGCUGGCCGCGACGGCAGCGCCGUGAUGCGCGGCAGCAGUUCCCCAAGCGAGCGCUCUACUGCCGCCUCCGCCGCCGCCAUAAUGCCGAGCCUGGCGGCCGUCAGCCCACGCAAGCUCGGCCGCUGGCACAGCCGCAACUUCACGGCCCGAGAAUUGGAAGCCAUUUGGACUUCCAUCCCGCGCUUCAGCGAUGUACCGCCGCCGUCGCCGACAGCAGUGCCGACCCCCAAGUCGAUGUCAAUGUACGACCUGUACGGCACUAUGCCUUGA